UGCACCUUGAAUCGGUUCAACAUGAUUUACGUGAAAUAUGGCAACUUGCAAUAAGGCUUCCAGGCUCCAAGAGCUGUACGCAAUGUCAGACACUCUACAGAGACACGCUCUCGUCGUGCUUCAUGUUCCAUGUGCUUCAUAUUUCUUGAUUUUGUUUCUCGCCGUUUCAAUGAUCCGAUGUCACCUGGCUACCAUUCACCGUCCACACUUCGUUGAAGAUUUGUUGCCUUUUGGAAGCUCGAGGAUUUUGACACUUCACAGCUCCUCCGUGCUUGUCGGUCAUCAGGUCAUCGGCAUUUGCACAUCAGCGAUCAGCGGACCAGAGUCCGCACCUGUUUGCGCUGAUGGCGGUUGGCGGACAUACAUAUGUAGCUGCUGGAGCCAGAUGAACUGUUCCGUUGGAUUGGGUUUUCUGCACUGCGCAAGCAAGUCCAGGAUUCAGGAAGGCCCUGGACAACCUACUGCAGAAUUGCUAAUGUGCCUUGGAUUCAUCAAUUGACUAUUCAAGCUUCGCGCGUCACGGGCCAGGGCGUGUCAGAAUCAGAAUCCAUAUAUAAGUA
Molecule: messenger RNA, 560 nt
Organism: Tilletiaria anomala UBC 951
Lineage: Eukaryota; Fungi; Basidiomycota; Exobasidiomycetes; Georgefischeriales; Tilletiariaceae
Exons: 1
Coding region: 38-499 (153 amino acids)
Source: RefSeq, a predicted model, not a curated record